AGGCGCCGAGGAAAUGGAAGGACCCCGCGCCGCACAGGGUUGUGGGCGCUGCGCUUGUGGACAGCCUCCGGGAAGCGGCAGGGGCUUCGCGGGAUUCGCCCGCGGACUCCGUGCCGGGCUCAGGUUUUCUCCUGGAGACCCUCGUCCUCCUCACGUCAGCGCCGCUCUCUGCUCCACGACAAUGUUCGUGCCCUGCGAGAAGUCGGGCCCCGACCUCUCGGGCUGCACCCUGCUGCUGCCAGCAGUAUCUGUUGGAAAUGUUGGUCAGCUUGCAGUAGAUCUGAUUAUUUCUACACUGAACAUGUCUAAGAUCGGUUACUUCUAUACUGAUUGUCUGGUGCCAAUGGUUGGAAACAAUCCAUACGCAACAGCAGAAGAAAAUUCAACAGAACUCAGUAUAAAUGCUGAAGUAUAUUCAUUGCCUUCAAGAAAAUUAGUGGCUCUUCAGUUAAGAUCUAUUUUUAUUAAGUAUAAAUCCACCUCAUUCUGUGAAAAACUCCUUUCCUGGGUGAAAAGUAGCAGCUUUGCCAAAGUUAUUGUUCUUUCGAGCAGUCACUCUUACCAACGAAACGACCUACAGCUUCGCAGCACUCCCUUUCGGUACCUGCUUACGCCUUGUAUGCAAAAGAGUGUUGAGAAUAAAAUAAAGAGCCUUAACUGGCAAGAAAUGGAAAAAACUCCAUGCAUUCCUGAAAUGAGUGAUUCUGAUUACUGUGUCCGGAUUCCAGGAGGAGGAAUCACACGAGCACUCUACAAAGAGAGCUGUUCUAAAGAAAUCCAAAUGGUGGUUCUGCUGAAGUUUGUUUCCGAAGGGGACAACGUCCCAGACGCACUGGGUCUCGUUGAGUACCUUAAUGAGUGGCUGCAGAUAAUCAAACCGCAGUUACAGAGUAACGACCCUGCACCAUCUGCCUUGCCGUGGAAAAUACCGAGUUCUUGGAAAUUACUCUUUGGCAGUGGUCUUCCCCGUGCACUUUUUUGAUCUGUUUUCAGCUUUAUUUGUGGUGUCCUGAGACACUGCCAACACAACUGUUAAAUACUCUAUAUGAAAAUCUGUACUGUCCAAGAAUGCAUUAGGACACAUACUUUUCACAGAAAAUGUCAGACAGAUUAACAUUUCCCAUGCCUUUCAUCAUCUAUAACAAGUGUAAAAUUUGUACAAUAAAAUUUUAUUUCCUACAUA
Molecule: messenger RNA, 1183 nt
Organism: Heterocephalus glaber (naked mole-rat)
Lineage: Eukaryota; Metazoa; Chordata; Mammalia; Rodentia; Bathyergidae
Gene: Psmg2
Product: proteasome assembly chaperone 2
Biological process (GO): proteasome assembly
Cellular component (GO): nucleus; cytosol
Source: RefSeq, a predicted model, not a curated record